AUGUCGCAAUCUUUAUACGGUAGUCUGCUGGAUCACACCGUGUGCAUGUCUGGGUGCUCUCGCCUUCAACAAGAACAACUCUAUCUUCGACAAGCUCUUGUCGACGAAGAACGUCAAGCGGAAAGAUUUAAUGUACUGGUAUGGAAAUUCGAGCGCCAGUUGUCGGUGGAAGCGUCCAACGAUCGUAUGAAAACGCUACGAAGGCAGCUCAGGAACCUCAACGUGAGAAAAGCUCAAUCGGAGAAAAUAAUCUCAUCCCUCUUGGAAAAGAUGAACCUCGUCAUGGAACAGCUGGAGGGGCUCCACAGCCCUACCUGGGGCAAAGCGUACUCAGAGUAUACUUUGAACACACCGUCGAGCGGUAUGACCACAGCAACCACAAUUCCUCACUGGUCGGUAAACCCUUCACCUCUCCUAGUCGGAACACCACAUUUCUGGAAACUGCCCACCACAGCAACCGCCCUGCCAUCGUCUAUCGUCCCGAGCUUCGUCUCUCCUGACCGAUUGCAAUGCAUUGACGAGCAACUUCCGGCCACAUCUAUUAUCCAAGCUAUAUCCUCUAUAAAGAAUUCAGAUUUGCUAUGGCAGGACUAUCCAUUUCCACAUUACGUAGCAAACCACCCGAGGAUGGAUACAGACAUGGUUAGCCCGACAGAUACGCUGUCUCCUUGCACUUUGGGUCCACUAACGCCAAUAUCAACCGAGAUGUUUUCCAUGGAUUCAAUUCCUGGAACGCAAGUGUUUGAUCUUGUCAAUGGCAUGAGGGCGAUAGGUUUUGAUCAAGAGCGAGAGCAUUUGCCGUCCGAUGACUUCUUCCCCAGCCAAGAACCGCAGCUCCAGCCCAUCAAGAGUCAAUAUACAGUCACACGACAAUUGAAUUUGCUUAGUGGGCAGAGUGCGGCAAUCAGGCUGGAGAGGGCAGCAAGGGCGAUUGAUAUGAAUAGCCGUCGUUCGAUCUAA
This is a messenger RNA of Exophiala mesophila, 960 nucleotides long. RefSeq lists its product as uncharacterized. The record is from RefSeq and is a predicted model, not a curated record. NCBI's taxonomy places the organism in Eukaryota, Fungi, Ascomycota, Eurotiomycetes, Chaetothyriales, Herpotrichiellaceae. The transcript has a single exon. Bases 1 to 960 code for a protein of 319 amino acids.